GUAUGAUACUAUUAUUAGCUACUAUGAUGUCACGCGAGUGCAUAAAUGAGCAUGCGUAGAGAGUGAGUCAUUCGAGACUUAUUCACCGGUUGGGGUGUAUCUACUUAUAUAGAGUCUGUAUUCUAACGUUGUGUACUAACGACUAUAGUGAUACGUGUCUGAGCCUUAAUACGAACCCGAUAACGCUACAUGGUGUCAGGAGUUAAGGUAUGGCACAGUCACAGUUGCAAAUACCGAUGCAAUUUGACUUCAGCAAACCGGAGGACUGGGAACGCUGGAUAAGAAGAUUCGAAAGAUUUCGACAAGCAUCAGGAUUAGCAGAGAAGACAGACGAGACACAAGUAAGUACGUUGAUCUAUUCUAUGGGUGACAAGGCAGAGGAUGUGCUGCAGACGUUAGGAUUGAACGAGGAGCAGAAUAAAGACUACAAGACCGUAAAAGAGACUAUGACGAGCUUCUUUGUGAAGAAAAGGAAUAUCAUUUACGAACGCGCGAAGUUUAAUCAAAGAGUUCAAUUUGAAGGUGAACCAGUGGAUGAAUUUAUUACUUCGUUAUACAGUUUGGUAGAACAUUGUGGUUAUGGAGAACUUACUAAUGAAAUGAUUUGGGACAGAUUGGUAGUUGGACUGAGCGAUGCAAAGUUGUCAGAGCAACUUCAACUUGAUGCGGAGUUAACGCUUGAAAAAGCAAUGACAAAGGUAAGACAAUCGGAGUCAGUAAAGAAACAACAAGAUGUAAUUAGAGCUUCUGCUGAAACAACGCAAGUAGCUAGAGUAAAGUCUAAUCAAGUUUGGAAGGACCAUAAGAAACUAGGAAGUUACACAACGGCAAGGAAAUUUUUCCCAGCGGAGGGUAGGAAACGCUGCCACAGAUGUGGGAAAGUGCCAGAGCACAGCAAGAGUCAAUGUCCUGCUAAAGACUGUAGAUGUAAGAAGUGUGGUCGAAUGGGUCAUUUUGCUCAAAUGUGCAAAACGAAAAAGGUUUCGGAAAUACACGUAUCAGAGAAGCAGUAUCUUGAUUGCAUUACUAAGGAAAUUUCGUCAGCAACAAAUAGUAGUAGUAAACAUGAGCCUUGGACGGUGACACUGUUAGUUGAUGAAGUUCCAAUAAAUUUCAAGAUUGACACCGGAGCAGAUGUGAACGUUCUUCCUGAAAAUAUAGCCAGAAAUGUUUUCGGAACAAGGUUGAAGAAGUCUAUACGCUGUCUGAAAGGACCGAAUCAGAAGCCACUAGAAGUAUGUGGACAGAUAAAAUGUAAAUUGGAAAAAGGAAGUCAAUCAGUUAAAGAGGAACUGUAUGUCAUUAAAGGUCUCAGGAAACCAUUAGUAGGACUUCCUACGAUAAAAGCUUUGAAACUAAUCACGAGAGUUGAUCAAGUAGAUGUAGAUCACGAAAUGAUAGAUAAACAUCCGAAAUUGUUUAGUGGGUUAGGAGUUAUGAAGCGAAAGUAUAAAAUAGAGCUGAAAGAGAACGCACAACCAUAUGCUUUAUCAACUCCAAGAAGAAUUCCUAUACCGCUAUUGCCAAAGGUAAAAGAAGAAUUAGUUAGGAUGGAGAAAGAUAAUGUCAUUCAAAAAGUGGAAGAGCCAACAGAUUGGGUUGCAGGAAUGGUUGUAGUACCUAAACAGAAUGGAAAGGUCAGAAUUUGUGUCGAUUUAACUCAGUUGAACAAGUGUGUUAAGAGAGAGAGACACAUUAUGUCUAGUGUUGAUCACGUGUUAGCUCAGUUGGAAAAUGCUGUGGUAUUUUCAAAACUUGACGCAAACUCAGGUUAUUGGCAAAUUCUAUUGACACAAGAGUGUGCACCAUUAACGACAUUUAUCACACCAUUUGGUAGAUAUUUUUUCAAACGUUUACCUUUUGGUAUUACUUCAGCUCCAGAAGUAUUUCAAAAGAGGAUUUCACAAAUUUUGGAGAACUUGAAAGGGGUUAUCUGUCUAAUGGACGAUAUUUUGGUAUUCGGUACUAAUCAACAAGAGCAUGACUGUAGGUUGGAAGCGGUGUUAGGAAGAUUGCAGGAAGCUGGAGUUACUUUGAACAAGGAAAAGUGUCUGUUCUCAAAACGAAGAAUAAAAUUCUUGGGUCAUGUAAUUGAUUCACAUGGAAUUAGUUCAGAUCCAGACAAAGUUUCAGCAAUUCUGAAUUUAAAGGAACCCAGAAACAGAACUGACAUUAGGAGCUUUUUGGGAAUGGUCAACCAACAAAGUAAGUUUGUAAAAGGAUUAGCAACGUUGACUGAACCUCUCAGAGCAUUAUUGUGUGGUCGAAAUGCUUGGAUCUGGGAUGAUAGACAAAGGACAGCGGUAGCAGAAAUCAAGAAGAGAUUAAGUGAAGCCCCCGUACUAGCAGUCUAUAAUCCAGAGAGAGAAACGAAAGUCGCUUCAGAUGCUUCUUCGGUAGGACUAGGAGCAGUGAUUGAACAAAAACAGAGCAACGGAAUUUGGAAAGCCAUAGCAUAUGCAUCACGUUCAUUAACACCAUGUGAAAGAAAAUAUGCUCAAAUUGAAAAAGAAUCUUUAGCUUCAGUGUGGGCUUGUGAAAAGUUUUCAUGUUAUCUUGUAGGCAAGACUUUCACGUUAUUAACCGAUCAUAAACCGUUGUUGACUUUGUUCGGACGAAAAGAAUUGGAUGAACUACCUCCACGAAUUCAGAGAUUUAGAAUGAGACUGAUGCGAUAUGAAUACAAGAUAGACUAUGUACCAAGAAAAGAACUAGGAACGGCGGACACUCUUUCUAGAUAUCCAGUUGAUGAACCUACAGAGAUUGAUCACGAAUUUGUAGAAAUAGUCGAAACGUGGGUUAACCAAGUUAUGGAUCAUAUUCCUGCCAGUGAUAAAAGAUUAGAACAAGUUCGGCAAAUGCAAAAAGAAGAUUGGUUAUGCCAACAAGUAAGAAGGUUUACAGACGAUGGUUGGCCAGAGAAAAGAAAUCUGCAUGGAGAAUUGAAGAAGUUUGCUGCAUUGUCUUCGGAGAUAACUGUGCAAAGAGAUAUAUUGGUAAGAGGACCACGAUUGAUAAUUCCCGAUAAACUAAGAAGAGAAAUGAUUGAGAGAAUUCAUGAAGGACAUCAAGGCAUUGUAAAGUGUAGAGAAAGAGCUAAAGCUGCGAUAUGGUGGCCAGGUAUGAGUAAGGAGCUAAAGGAGUAUGUUUUUUCCUGUCCUGUAUGUUCGAGAGAAAGACGUAAUCACAUAGAGCCAUUAAUCACAACACAUUUACCUUUACUGCCUUGGCAAAAGAUUGGAACAGAUCUUUUUGAAUUCAAAGGAUCGCACUAUCUUCUUGUAAUAGACUAUUUUUCUCGUUAUAUAGAAGUUGUAGAAGUUCGAAGCAUGACAUCAGCUCAGACCAUCAACCAAUUAAAAGCUAUAUUUUCUAGACAUGGAGUUCCAGAAUGUGUGGUUUCGGAUAAUGGGACACAGUAUACAUCUGAAGAAUUUAAUAUAUUUGCAAACGAGUAUGGAUUUAAUCACGUUACGUCAAGUCCAAAGUAUCCAAAAGCCAAUGGAGAAGCCGAAAGAGCGGUGAAAACAGUGAAGACGUUAUUACAGAAAGCCAAGGAUCCAUAUCUUGCAUUACUGUCAUAUAGAACAACACCGUUAAGCAAUGGAUUUAGUCCUUCUCAAUUGUUGAUGUCAAGAAGGCUAAGGUCAAAUUUACCUAUGUCAGUGGAGCAAAGAAAACCUGAAGUUCCCAACAUGCAACUUUUGAGGAAGAGAGAAGUAGAACAGAAGAGAAAGAAGAAAGUCACCUAUGACAAACGUCAUAAAGUGCAACAUCUUCCUUUAUUAAAAGCGGGAGAUUCAGUAUGGAUUUCUGACAAAACAACAACGGGUACUGUUCUAAGAGAAACGUAUCCAAGAUCGUAUCUUGUUUCUACUCCGAAAGGAAUUCUUCGUAGAAAUAGGAAUCAUAUCAGAAUUGAAAGUGAAGAAGAGAGAAAGAUGGAAGGAAGUGAAGAAGAGAAAAAGAUGGAAGGAAGUGAAGAAAGAAUUGAGAGAAGAUCAGAGCCAGAGAGAGAACAAAGGACGAACUUAGAGUCAAAUGUGAGAGAGGAAGAUCAUCAACCAUGUCAUCAAUAUGUUGGUAAUCAAGGUAAAACGAGUCAGAAUACUUCUGAGAUGCAAAGAAAGGAGAGAGACAAUACAUUGGAGACUCAGAGAGAUCUGGUGGCGACUCAAGAUGACAAAGAUGAUCAUAGAACGAUUAGAACUCGGUCUGGGAGACAAGUUAGGAAACCAAACAGGUUGGAUCUUUGAGUUUAACAAAGAGGGAUGUAGUGUGACUGAGUAUGAUACUAUUAUUAGCUACUAUGAUGUCACGCGAGUGCAUAAAUGAGCAUGCGUAGAGAGUGAGUCAUUCGAGACUUAUUCACCGGUUGGGGUGUAUCUACUUAUAUAGAGUCUGUAUUCUAACGUUAUGUACUAACGACUAUAGUGAUACGUGUCUGAGCCUUAAUACGAACCCGAUAACGCUACAGAGAUCUAAUUAUGAAAAUGCCAGAGAAUGCGAGACACAUAAAAUAUGU
Messenger RNA from Corticium candelabrum, 4525 nucleotides. RefSeq lists its product as uncharacterized. Lineage: Eukaryota; Metazoa; Porifera; Homoscleromorpha; Homosclerophorida; Plakinidae. The transcript has a single exon. The record is from RefSeq and is a predicted model, not a curated record. Gene Ontology annotation, biological process: DNA integration. Gene Ontology annotation, molecular function: nucleic acid binding; zinc ion binding. Bases 210 to 4256 code for a protein of 1348 amino acids.